CAGGCACCAGCAGGAGGAGAGGAGAGAGGAGGCAGUCAGUCGGUCAGCCAGCAGUCGUUUGUGUGUGUAAAAUCGCCUCCGGUGCAGUGGCGGAUGUUGGCAGUGGCGAGCGGGACACCCAGGAUGGCUCGUCGGGACGCGACACUGGUGGCGGGCCUCGCCGGACACUCGGGGGCCUCGAGUCCAUGUGUUUUCUAGGCGAGUACGACGGCUGAGAGAGACACCAACCCCGAGCAACGCAGAAAGCAACAUGGACGACCUCCGCAGUGUCCGAUCGAGGCUCGGUCGGAAGUGAGCAGUUAAUCACCGUCUCCGAGUCUGCGAAAGGCCGAGGUGCGGUUUAGCGUCCGAUCGGGCGUACGAGCAGGACUUUAGGCGACGAAUAACAGGCAAGAUGGCGGAUCUGGAGGCUGUCCUCGCAGACGUGAGCUACUUGAUGGCCAUGGAGAAGAGCAAGUGCACUCCAGCGGCCCGGGCCAGCAAGAAGAUCAUCCUGCCCGACCCUAGUGUUCGAAGCGUCAUGCACAAGUACCUGGAGAAGAAGGGCGAAGUCAACUUCGACAAAAUAUUCAAUCAGGUUUUAGGCUACCUGUUGUUUAAAGACAUGUGUGAGAAUUUGGAAGAGCCUGUUCCUCAGCUUAAGUUCUACGAAGAGAUAAAAAAGUACGAAAAAUUGGACGCCGUCGAGGACAGGCGGCGAGUGGCGAGGGAAAUCUACGACAAUUUCAUUAUGAAAGAGCUGCUGGCGCACUCACAUGAUUAUUCAAAAGAGACUGUAGCACAGGUUCAAAAACAAUUAAUGAAGAAUGAAGUGCCAGUUAAUUUAUUUGAGCCUUACGUGGAAGAGAUUUUUAACCAUUUAAGGGGGGAGCAGUUCAGAAGAUUUUUAGAAAGUGACAAAUAUACUCGCUUUUGCCAAUGGAAAAACUUAGAGUUAAAUAUCCAGUUGACAAUGAACGACUUCAGUGUUCACCGCAUCAUUGGUCGAGGAGGUUUUGGAGAAGUCUACGGCUGCCGGAAGGCGGACACGGGCAAAAUGUAUGCCAUGAAGUGCCUCGACAAAAAGCGAAUUAAAAUGAAGCAAGGCGAGACCCUUGCGCUAAACGAGAGGAUAAUGUUGUCACUCGUCAGUACGGGGCAAGUGGACUGCCCGUUCAUCGUGUGCAUGACAUAUGCAUUCCACACUCCAGACAAACUCUGCUUCAUACUGGACUUGAUGAAUGGCGGCGACCUUCAUUACCACCUGUCUCAGCACGGUGUUUUCAAUGAGACUGAAAUGAAGUUCUAUGCUGCGGAAGUAAUUCUGGGUUUGGAGCACAUGCACAAGAGGUACAUUGUGUACAGAGACUUGAAACCAGCAAACAUUUUGCUAGACGAGCACGGCCACGUCAGAAUAUCCGACUUGGGCCUUGCUUGUGACUUUUCCAAGAAGAAACCUCACGCCAGUGUCGGCACACAUGGCUACAUGGCACCCGAAGUGCUCUCUAAAGGAACUCCCUACGACUCCAGCGCCGACUGGUUCUCCUUCGGAUGCAUGCUGUACAAGCUGCUCAAGGGACACAGUCCAUUUAGACAACACAAAACUAAGGACAAGCACGAAAUUGACAGAAUGACUUUGACAAUGAAUGUUGAGUUACCAGAUUCGUUUUCCAAAAGUCUACGAAACCUUCUUGAAGGCCUCCUUCAAAGGGAAAUAGACAUGAGACUGGGCUGCAAAGGCAGAGGGGCUGACGAGGUCAAAGAACACCCCUUCUUCGCAGGCAUCGAUUGGCAACAAGUGUACUUGCAAAAGUACACACCUCCUUUGAUACCUCCUAGAGGGGAGGUUAAUGCAGCUGAUGCCUUUGACAUUGGGUCUUUUGACGAGGAGGACACCAAAGGAAUAAAACUCACUGAGGCAGACCAGGAUCUGUACAAAAAUUUCUCACUGGUGAUCUCAGAGCGCUGGCAAAACGAGGUGGCCGAGACGGUUUUCGAAACCAUCAACAGCGAGGCUGACAAAAUGGAGCAGAAAAAACGAGCCAAGCAAAAGCAGAAAUUCGACGCGGAUGAGAAAGAAUCUGACUGCAUUCUGCACGGCUACAUAAAAAAAUUGGGCGGGCCUUUUGCCUCGGCCUGGCAAACUCGUUACGCUAAACUGUACCCUAACCGGCUGGAACUGCAUCCUGAAUCAGGAAGCACGAAGCCUGAACUAAUUUUCCUGGACCAGGUCGAGGAAGUCUCUCCUGAUCUAACGUCAGUCAAGGGUGAACAGAGCAUCGUUUUGAAGACGAGAGAUGCAAAAAUUGUGCUCACCAACACUGAUGAAAUUGGAUUGAAGGAGUGGGCGCAGUCAUUGCGUUUGGCACACAAGACUUCUCACGAACUCCUAACCUCAAUGGCCAAGAAAGCAGGGAAAAUCUACGGCACGGAUCCUUCGACACCACCUUCGUCGUCAAGCAACCACAAACCCAGCCCAUGCACGAACCGCAGCACAAACGGAAAUUAGGGAAUGGGUUUAGAACUUGAGAGCAGUGCUAGGGAACUACCUGCGCCAAAACUUCUGUCGUGCUGACUGUGUUUGAGCGCGUCAAAAAGGUUAGCAAUAAUUUUUUUUACAACUGGAGGGCAAUUUUUAAGAAUGAACAUGGAAUGGUUGAUGUGACUUAAAACCGAUGUGUGGUCAAAUUUUUGGAUCUUGCAAAUUGGCUGACGCGAAUUGCGCUCACUCUAAAAUUAAUCAAAAUGACCUUUUUGCUGCUCUUCGUUCAAUCAGCCGGGGUAGAGUUCAACUACUUUCUCGGUAUGAAAAGAGCAGGCAUAUUAGCUGAGCAGUAGAAAACCAGCAUGUGCAAAGUAUUUGUUGGUUGGUUCAAUUGCAUUGAUUUUUGGGUUACUCCUUUUUUUUCUUGCAUUUUUCUGAGUUAAGAGGCUAUUGAAGCAAUCAUUAAUGUUUUGCUUAAUCAUGGCUGUGACAUUUUUUUAUUUCAAUGUAUUUUUAUAAGAGUAGAACAAAUUUCAAAAACUUUUUUGACGCCUUUUUAUUCAGAAAUUUGUUGUUAGGAAUAAUAAGUGAAUUCGAAAGAGGAUUUUGUUCUGAAAUGCGUAAACAAACUUUCAACUUGUCAGUGGCCAUGACCUAAUGCUAUGGCAGAUUUAGCUGCUCAUUUUGUCUUCCAUCUUGACUUUUUUUUCAUUUAUCCCCAAUGAUUUUUUCAUUUGAUUUCCACUUAUUUAAAUUUAUUUGGAAAUAUGAGUUAUAGGAAAAUAGAAUUUUACACCAACAAAUACCUGUACUAGGGUUAAGCAUAGAUCCAACUAGCCAAGGUUAAAUGAAAUGCUAAUCAAAAUGAUUAUGUGACAAAAUCAAAAACAAAGUAUUUUAAAAUGGUCGCUUGGAUAUAAAUAUAAUAUGAAAUUCAAUUGGGCAAAACAACCUCGUUCAAACGUCAGCACGAACCGAGUUGGCAGCGCUCUUUUUGGCAGAAAACAAUAUACGUGGGAAGCGGCAAAGAAUUGUAACUUUGCACGCGUGUUAUAUCUGCACCCUUGUAUUAGAAGGAACGCUUCUCAUGUGGUUGACACUGGUGAAGGGAAAUGUCAAAUUGAGGCAUUUCGGAAAACUUUGUCGGACGGAGCUGCAAGAUGCCUCGAAAUCUGAGCAACCUCAAAUAGGAACUAUCAAGGAAGAGUUUUUAAAUCGGCAGGAACAAAACAAUUUUGUGCUCCAUUGUAAUUGAAAAAGAAGCCCGUCGAUAUUUUGCCAUUUAGACAAGCGCAUUUUGGAGAGCCAGUAGUAGUAUUGUUGUGUUGAGUGGUGAAGAACAAUAUUGUUAACUAACAUCCUGUGAAGGGCUACGCAAUGUAAUUAGAGGAUUCAAUUAAUCAACUACCCUGCGAAAAGAAGCCAAAAGUUCUCUCUCUUCCCAAGAAAAUUAAAAAUGCCACGCGCUCUGUAAAAGUUUAUUAUUGUACUUCGUCCUUAAGAGUAAUAAUGCAAAUUUCCACCUGAGAGGUUUAUUUCUUAUUUAAUAACGAAUAAAAAAAAUGAAAUUGUUAGGUGUCUGUUAUCUAUAUUAUGAUUCAAAGCGAAGAAGACGUUGAUGGAUGCAAAAGAGAGAAGCGCUGCAAAAGUAGAACGGACAGGAAUGCGAUUGAACGUUGUUAUUUUCUUAUCUUAUGUCAUAUGUUUAAUUUAAAAAAAGGCAGUGAGAAGAGUUAAUUAAUUGUGUAAUAGAAUCUGUGUCAUUAACCAGCAAAAGUAAUUACGAGAGAGAAAAAAAUCGUAUCAGCUUCUAUUCGAUAUAAACUUGCUAAGUUCAGUGGUCAAUUUUCUAAUUUUCUCUAUAGCUUUUUGCGAAGAAAAUGACGAAACAUAUGUUACACGCGAGUCAUCAAGUUUUUUGUAAAAAAAGAAAGAAAAAUUAUAAAUAUAUAUCCUCGUUUUUUGUUGAUUUGUGUAAAUAACAAUUAACUUCAUUCUUGAUCAUUGCAUUUAGCCGCACGUGAAAGAUUUUGGUUAAGAGUAAAUAUUUAUUUGUGAAUUAGAAUAAGGCACCCAAAUGGAUCUGAAAAAUUGAGAGUCAAUUGGAUUUGAAAUGUUCUUAAUGAUUGUAUUUUUUAAUUAGUAUCCACACCUAAUUUGCUUUUACUCUUUUGAGAAUGUUUUAUUGCAUUUCAAGAGUUAAUUAACAUGCCAAGUUAACCUCUCAAGUUUAGUAUAAAUUAAUGUUAAAUUUAGACUUUCAACAAAUUCUCAACUCUGUGAUUAUUUUAUUUCUUAAAAAAUGCGCUAAUUGUAAGAAUCAAAUCUGUGUUUGCGUUGUUACUGUAAAAUUAAUUUUUCUUGGCAAAUCGCCAAGGUUAUAUGUUUACCCGAGUGCCAUUUUGCGAAAAUUUAUGUAGUUGAUCCGCAUCCAGAGAGAUAUUUAGUUCAGAUUUCAUAGACGAAUAUUUUUGCAACGUUGCUUUUUAGGUUUUACAAUUAUGAUAAUGUCUCAGAUUUUAAUAUUACGAGUUAUGCUUCCAAUUUUCUGUACGUGUAUUAUAAAUUAAAAAAGCACAAAAGAAGAUCAACUAAAAAUAUAAUACAUCUCCAACCCUCAUAGACAUAUUAUAUUACCAUUAGUCACACACAAUUAUCAUUAUCAAAUUUUUAAAUUGAUUUUAUGAGGUGUGAUAUUAUUAUGUUUUUUUCCUUCUGUUUCAUUGGCUAGAUGCAUUGAUCAAUAAAAUUUUCUUUUUUAAUAAGCA
This is a messenger RNA of Neocloeon triangulifer, 5232 nucleotides long. RefSeq names its product G protein-coupled receptor kinase 1 (gene Gprk1). The transcript has 16 exons. Lineage: Eukaryota; Metazoa; Arthropoda; Insecta; Ephemeroptera; Baetidae. The record is from RefSeq and is a predicted model, not a curated record. Gene Ontology annotation, biological process: regulation of signal transduction; protein phosphorylation; G protein-coupled receptor signaling pathway. Gene Ontology annotation, molecular function: G protein-coupled receptor binding; G protein-coupled receptor kinase activity; ATP binding. Bases 395 to 2488 code for a protein of 697 amino acids.